ACCAUGUCUGCCGCCCCCGCACCCUCUUCACCCUCCUCCGCCCCAGAACCUGCCCAAUCAACACCCGUCAAGGACAAAUUUGCGCAAGCAACAGUCGCAAAGGAUGCCCCAUCCACUCCCACGCAAAAACAGACUGUGGAAAGCGAAAAUGUCCCGCCAACACCGGAAGUCCGCCUGAACGGCCGGCGCACAUCGACGAGCAGCGUCACCGCCACACCGAGUCGCGAUGGUCCAGGAGGAGGUGAUGGCUGGGGUUCGAACUUCUGGGUCACUCUUGUAGACCCGCAGACUCAAGUGUCAUUCUUCGCAUGCCCGGCCACGGGCGAAGUUAGCUGGGACCCUCCGGCCGGACACUUUCUACUGCCCCCGAGUCCAGAGGGCGAAUGGUGGGAGAUGUUCGACGAAGCGAGCGGCCUGCCAUAUUACUAUCAGACAAAGACCGGCGAGACCGUCUGGGAGCGACCGAACGCCUUCGUAAUCCCGCUCGGGGUCCUCCAAAACACCGCCCUCACGCGCAGAUUGUCCCUCGUUAACCGCGGCCCUCAACAGCCUCGCACCAGCUUCGACACCAGAAACGGAUCGCACCCUACCUCCGGGACGCCGACGAGCGAACGCUCCCCCUACCGCCGCUCGCGCUCGUACGUGAACGACAGAGAGGGUGGGUUUGCCAAUGGGCAUGGUCACGGGACAAAAGGCACAGGCUCUCCUACCCAAGCUCGUCGAUCGCAUUCCUCGACGCGCAGUUCUCCAGGACGGACACAGGCCGCGCACGCGGGAUCGAAUCAAUCUUCUCGACCAGGGUCUUCUGGGAGGCGCUCCGUCCAGAGCCCGCGCAAGUCGACGUCCAGCGCUGAGCACCUCCACCAUAGCUCGGGGUCUCAAGGCGGUCCCCUCGCGUACGAGCGUGGUCAUCCUCUUGCGCCUAUACCUGGCUCUCCGUACAACACCGAUGCUGCCCCUUCGCCCGCGCCCUCGACCGACGGUCGCCCGUCCACGAGUGGUACUCCCGUCAACGGUAGACCCGCGUCGAAGCGAGACAAUCUGCGCGAAAGCGACGAGCCGAAUACCGCUCGCUCGCGCGCCAAGUCGUCCUCGUACAUGCAGUACCGCGCUCCACAGCCACAGAGCCUGACAGCCGCGCUUGAGAUGAUCGCUCUCUCCAGCUCGCAGUCGUCGUCUGCCCCGAGUUCGCAGGACAAGCAGGGUGGCUCGGAACACGGGCACGGCUCGCGUUCAGUCCCGAUCACGCCGUUGCACGAGUCCCCGCGGAAGAUGAAGAUCAACACCGACCCGAAGCUGCUCAGCGGUGCUUCGCUGUCCGAUGGCAUGAGCACGCCCGACACGCCUCUUCGCUUCAAGUUCAAAGGGCUCGGGAAGGACAAGGGGAGCAUGCCGCCUUCACCGACCCGGCCUCAGCUCGUCGCGCCACAGCCGAGACGGAGCGUGUCGAGUCCGGUACCGGUUCAGAUACGAGGAAAGGAGAUUGGCAACCCUGUGCUCAAUCCUGAGGCGAGUCGGCAUAUGAGCCAGCUCGUGGACCGGAACGGAAGCACACCAAUCCCUGUCAACAUCUACGACAAGACAGCGCGGACGUCCUCGCUGAACACUGGGAAGUACCUCGUCCUCCCACACGACCUGGCGUCCGACAUCCAGCAAUUUGCGGAAUCUGAGUUUGCGAAGCAGUACUUCUCCACACAUCGGACCGGAUUCAUCUUCAAGCGCACAGUGCCAGUCUCUGAGAUCAUGACAUGGCAGAAGGCCCCGAUUACUUCACCAUUGUUACACAUGAAGCGCGAACUGCACAAGGAUGCCGUGAAGACCUUCCGCGUCAUCCAGCGUAUCAUGGGGGACCGAGAGCGCGACAGGCCCGGUGGCGUGUCGCCGAUCAGUCCGCUCGCGUCGACGGUAUCGGUCGCGUCUGGCAUGUCGAAGUCGCUCUUGGAGGAAGAACGUUGGUUACUAAGUGUCGGCUUGAGUUAUGGAGAGCUUCGAGACGAGAUUUACUGUCAGGUAAUGAAGCAGCUCAAUGGCAAUCCGAACACGGAGAGCGUCUUCAGGGGAUGGCAGCUACUCUGUGUACUGCUCGUAACGUUUCCGCCGUCGAAGAACUUCGAGGCGUACUUGCGAUCAUACAUUCAGCAAGCGACCACGCAGCAAGAAGGUCGUGUGGAUGUCAUGGCGAAAUACUGCUUGCGAAGACUAGCGUAUAUCUCCAAGAAGGGUCCUCGAGGAAAGCCCCCCAGCGCGGCUGAAAUCGAAACAGCAUCAGAUGCUGCUUUCCAUCCUUCCAUCUUCGGGGAAGCCCUGGACACCGUCUAUAGGUUACAAGAGCGUAACUACCCCGACAAGAAGGUUCCCAUCAUCCUCCCCUUCCUUGCCGACGGUAUCCUCGCACUCGGUGGCACGAAGUCGGAAGGCAUCUUUCGCAUCCCUGGUGACGGGGACCUGGUUUCAGACCUCAAGCUUCGUAUCGACAAGGGCUACUACAGUCUCGACACCAUCGACGACCCUCACGUCCUGGCUUCCCUGCUUAAGUUGUGGCUGAGGGAGUUAAUCGACCCGCUCGUCCCCGAUGAGCUCUACAACGAUUGCAUCACCAAAUCGCACGAUCCGGACGCCUGUGUGCAGAUCGUACAGCGACUGCCGACGAUUAACCGACGUGUCGUUCUCUUCGUGAUUAGCUUCCUGCAGCUUUUCCUGGAAGACAAGGUUCAGGUCGUCACCAAGAUGACGAGCGCUAAUCUGGCGCUUGUCAUGGCUCCGAACUUGUUAAGGUGUAACUCGGAAUCAAUGGCGGUAGUAUACACUAACUCUGCGUACGAGCAGCGCUUCGUGCACAGCCUUCUCCUACACCUCAAAUGUGACCAGGUCGACCCCGACUUCGUCCCUGUCCACGGACACGGUGCUAUCUCUGCCACACCAUCUGCCCCCCGCCGCUCGACGAACAAACGCACUAAUCGUCCCAAUCAUUAGUCUCCCAACUGUACAUGCAUAGCUCCGACCUCCGGACGUCACUGAUAUCCUAAUCUAUCCACUGAUAUACCAGUAAUACCGUUCAUUGCCGCCAAUGUUGUUCUCAGUACUGUCCUUCCCAGGUCUUAGCGCACUCGUACUCAAUCAUACACAGAUCAGCACGCUCUCUCUUGUUGUAGCAUUCACUCUCACUCCUGCUCCUCUCAAUCUCCAUCGACGUAUCCACCAUCUUCGCAUCAUCUUCACAUCGCAGUCGUACAUACUGCCAAGCGCGUAAUCCCAUGCAUUCACUGUACACAUCAGCAUGCGUCCUCCAUCCUCUUGUUCAUUUGCAUUCUUCUUUCUGCUCUAGGAUCAACUCUAGUCUGGAUGGAUGGUUCGCGGUUUUCUUCUGUAUCUGUC
Molecule: messenger RNA, 3375 nt
Organism: Dichomitus squalens LYAD-421 SS1
Lineage: Eukaryota; Fungi; Basidiomycota; Agaricomycetes; Polyporales; Polyporaceae
Exons: 9
Coding region: 4-2973 (989 amino acids)
Biological process (GO): signal transduction
Cellular component (GO): cytoplasm; cytoskeleton
Molecular function (GO): protein binding; GTPase activator activity
Source: RefSeq, a predicted model, not a curated record